Molecule: messenger RNA, 2785 nt
Organism: Alosa sapidissima (American shad)
Lineage: Eukaryota; Metazoa; Chordata; Actinopteri; Clupeiformes; Clupeidae
Product: beta-2 adrenergic receptor-like
Exons: 3
Coding region: 462-1682 (406 amino acids)
Biological process (GO): G protein-coupled receptor signaling pathway
Cellular component (GO): membrane
Molecular function (GO): G protein-coupled receptor activity
Source: RefSeq, a predicted model, not a curated record
GGGCGAGAGAGAGCGAGAGGCUGUGAGUGAGGGAGAAAGUGUGUGUGAGUGUAGGAGGGUGCUGAAAAAAGGAAGGAGAGUUCAGAGUUGUGUUACGGCAGUGUGUGUGGACCUCAGCCUCCGUGGACACAUCGGUGACAUCAGUUUGAGUCACAGGAGGGGGGGGGCAGCAUGUGAUGGCAGAGCCACGGACCACUCCUCACAGCACACGCACACACACACACACACACACACACACACACCUCCACAGCUGGACCUGCACACCACUGGAUACCACUGGCCAAAACUCCACACCUGAGAGCAUUCCAGAGUCCGCUGACAUGCAGGGUCAACAUUUAGCUCUCAACAAGAUGAUGCGGAGGAGACUAACCUAGAUUCAAUCCCUCCACCAACCCAAGCACACACACACACCCCAACGGUUUUCCUCCAGUCAGCAGUGUGAGUGAGUGUGUGUGAGGAUCAUGACGGCCCUCCUGGCCAACCUGAGCAUGCCCUGGGGCACGGAGGCACUGAUGGGCUCCACAGACAGUGUCAACCUGACGGCGCCCGCUCCCAUGCCACCUGGCCACCAGGACGGGCAGUCCCAGCCCCCGCUCUGCAUGCUUUGCUGCUGCGGUCUGCUCAACCGGACGCUGGCCGUGGUGUUCAUGGUGAGCCUGGGGUUCGCCAUCGUCGUGGGCAACGUGAUCACACUCACUGUGUUCAUGCAGACCCGCCAGUCACACACUCCACAGGGCUACCUCAAAGUGUCUCUCGCCAUUGCUGACAUGUUGGUCGGUGUGUUGGUCGUGCCAUUUUCUGUCUACACCGAGAUCUCACUCAUGGUGACCAGCACUCCCCCUGUGUGGUACCAGUCGUCGGUGGCUCCUGUGGACGCGCCGGCUCACGGCAACCUGUCGGUGCCAUGGCAACCUUGCAUGCUGAUUGGUCCGGUGUUCGCCGGCUGCACGUUCGUCUCCAUCAGCACCAUCUUCCUGAUGACGGUGGAGCGGAGCAUCGCCAUCCUGCGGCCGCUGCACAAGGACACGCUGGUGACGCUGCGGCGCACGCUGCUGCUCAUCCUGCUGUCGUGGGGCGGCAGCUUCCUGCUGGCCGUGGCGCCGCUGGUGCUGAGCCGCAGCUUCACCCUGGAGUACAACGCGUGCAGCCGCAUGUGCAACUACGCGCCGCUCUGGGACGUGCUGCGCCAGCCGCAGCCGAGCGACGCCCACGCCAUGCUCCUCUUCCCCGCCUUCGACUUCACACUGCUCGGGGGCACGCUAGCCGUCAACAUCAUCUCUUUCACCAGCAUCCGCCGGUACUCGCGCAAACGCAAGCUGCUGGCCGAGGGCAGCCUGGGCGGAGAGAGUGGAGGAGGAGGAGGAGGAGGAGGAGGAGGAGGAGGAGGAGGAAGUGGGGGCUGGUGCCAGCACCGGCCGUCCUUCUCUGACAUCAAGGCGGCCAAGACCAUCGGCAUCCUCACGUUCGCGUUCACCGCUUCCUUCUCGCCCAUUGCCGUGUUCGUGCUGGGCAACGUGGUGGGCUACACCUGGUGCAACUUCUCCUUCUUCGCGUUCUGGAUUCUGGCCGGCAACAGCUGCUGCAAUGUGGUCAUCUACAGCGUGAGGGACCAGCGGUUCCGUAAGGGAGUUACACUGCUCUUUCAGAGGGACCGCUCUAUCCCCAUAGGGGAAAAAAACUGAAACCACUCGACCAGUGUCAAACCCCCCCCCCCUCCACUCUUCCCCCUAAACAAGACCACACACACAAAUACCAGGUGUCCUUCCUCUGAUCGCAUGGAGGAUGGAUAAUUAUUCUCUCUGUAGGGCUUUGAAUACUAUCUCAACUUCAGGGACCAUUUGGAAAGCUGAACUCUAUGGAUUGGUUGCACAGUUUUCUCUUGACAUUUGAGGCACAACUAUGACGGACCUUCACCUUUGCUUUAGAAAUUACAAGGACAAUCAAGAACGCUAUCUUGCCAUGCACUUUUUACAUUAUCUGCUUUACCUUUGCAGAUCAUGUUAAUUUAAUGUUGCAUUUUUACACAACUUCUGUGUAUUUUUAUAAUAUUAUUUUUUCUAUGAUUGUCACUCUUACAGUGAUGUGAUUUUGUUAUCAACAUAAACAUAAUUGAAUGCACUAAAUGGAUUUUUCAACUUUUCAUACAGACUCACGGAAUCAUGGUUCAGAAUGACAUUGCGACAGAGACAAGCUAAGAUAUUUGCCUUAUUGUUCAAAUCUUCAUGCAUACGGUACUGUAUGUAAGCCUUCAAGAGAAACCCAACCUGCUCACAAUACCAAAUAUGUUCUGCCAUUCCUACCUGUCCUUUUGACUCAUUCUGUCGCAUUUACUGUUGUCUGUCAAAAGUGUAGACUUCUUUAUGUGUUCAUAAAUGGGCAACAUGUUGACAUGCAAAAAAUGAACAGGUCAUAUAUAGAUUAGGUAUCAAUGAAUUAGUUUCGGUCUUUUAUUCAGGAGACCUUUUUUCACAACUGCAAACAUGUAAACAUUUCCAGACCAUGCUAACUGUGAUGAAAACUUUGUUUUAAAAAGUAAACAGGAUUUUGUUCUGUUGUUUUAUCUCUGUCUGUCAUGGUCAAUACUCUUAACUGUGUAAACUUGUAUUGCAUUAUUGAUCAGAUGAUGACCUCAGAUUUUUAAAAAUAAACACCUCUGAAAAUCAUUGCUCUCUCUGACGCGGCGCAGCCAGCGACACUAACACUAGCAGACAGCUCUGGAUGUCUCUCGGAGCGGUCCAACCGAAAGUCUCAAGCUCAGCAGUCACAGUUGCGACAGACUCGCCAU